AUGUACCUUCCGCUGACGGUCAUCGUGUGCCUUGUGCUGGUCGGGAGAGUGUGCACCGAUCCAAAGAUUGUGUAUAAAUUGAAAAACAUCGAGUGCACCGCCAAUCCGAAACGCGUCGAGAACAUCUCGUGCUCCAUCAAGGCCAUCAAUUGGAAUAAGGCAGUCGCUCAAAUGGACUGUGAUCUCAUUUUGCCAUUGCGUAAUACAUCGAUCGAAUUCGCAGUGCUCAAAAAGAAUAAUAACAACCAAUAUCAUCCGUUUCUGAUCAAUGUUACAUUCAAUGCCUGCGAUAUGCUGUCCAGCAGAAAGUACCUGCCCUAUGCACCGAUUAUGCGUAAAGUAAUGAAGAUCUAUACGAAUGUCAAUCAUACUUGCCCAGUCACGGUAAAAUCCAGUUAA
This is a messenger RNA of Drosophila novamexicana, 399 nucleotides long. RefSeq lists its product as uncharacterized. The transcript is spliced from 3 exons. The coding region runs from base 1 to 399 and encodes 132 amino acids. Lineage: Eukaryota; Metazoa; Arthropoda; Insecta; Diptera; Drosophilidae. The record is from RefSeq and is a predicted model, not a curated record.